AUGGCCGUGGCCGCAGACAAAACACACACGGUCGAAACAGCCAAAACCGAAACAACACCAAACUCUCUCUUCUUCGUCCUGCCUAUUCUCCUUCUUCCCUCCUUCUCCUUUUCGCCGCCGCAGUCGCCAGACUGGCAGGGUGAGCCCGUUCACUCUGGCAGCCUGGAAUGUUCGUUCCCUUUUAGACAAUCCGAGGAGCAACCGACCGGAACGGAGGACAGCGUUAAUUGCCCGGGAACUGGCGCGCUACAAGGUGGACAUCGCCGCACUCAGCGAGACUUCAUUCUCCGAACAAGGCCUCCUGGAGGAGUUGGGUGCCGGUUACAACUUCUAG
Spirometra erinaceieuropaei is the source of this 334-nucleotide messenger RNA. Lineage: Eukaryota; Metazoa; Platyhelminthes; Cestoda; Diphyllobothriidea; Diphyllobothriidae. The record is from the annotation of a GenBank genome assembly.